AUGGUGGAAUGCGCUGAAAACAUUGGUGUGCCCCGUGCCUCUGGGAUGUUCAGGCAUGCGCUGCAUGCUGUUGCAUUUAUCAGCGAGGAGAAGAUCGCAACCAAGGUGAAGUACUUCAAGAACACCUUCAGAUGGACGGAUGCUGAGGUAGGCAUGGCUGUUUCUAAGUAUCCAACGGUGCUGAAUAAGUCCAAGGAAUCGCUGCAACGCAAGUUUGAGUUCCUCAUCUCCGAGGUGGGCUUGGAAUCGGCGUACAUUGCUCAUCGACCCGUAAUGCUUGGCCUCAGCCUAGAGGGCCGGCUCAGGCCCCGGUACUAUGCUGUAAAGUUUCUCAACGAGAAUGGAUUGCUCAAGUGCAGCCCGAGCUACAGCACUGUUUUCACGGAGACCGAAAAGGCAUUCAAGGAGAAGUUCAUAUGUCCUCAUAAGGAAGCUGCACCACACCUUGAAGAAGACUAUGAUGCGGCUUGUAAAGGGGAACUGCCGGCUAAUUUCAGAUUCACAUGA
Molecule: messenger RNA, 507 nt
Organism: Triticum turgidum subsp. durum (durum wheat)
Lineage: Eukaryota; Viridiplantae; Streptophyta; Magnoliopsida; Poales; Poaceae
Source: the annotation of a GenBank genome assembly